GACGACAGCUGGGGCGUCUCGGUCGCACGAGCGCAGAAUGACCAUCAGGACAACGAGUGGCUGGUCACGGCCUCGUACGGCACGCCGGCGCAGCAGAUGCAGGUGGUUCUGGACUCGGGAUCCGCAGACGGGUACGUGUACAGCCCGGCGUGCUGCUAUGCGUCCAACCACUCCGCUUUCGAUCCAGCACGGUCGAGCUCGUUCAAUAACCGUACGCUGGAUGGAAAGACGGGCAGGCAGGUGAGAGCCCCAGCAGGCACGCCCGGCACAGAAUGGAAUGUCACGUAUGGCUCUGGGAGGGGCAUUCAGGGCUACCUCGGCCUGGACACGGUGUCCUUCGGCUCAAACCUCCGCAUAGAGAACAUGACCUUCGCCCUCGCCACGGGCGCGACUGGCGGCUCCUCCUCGGGCAAGAUGGAAGGCCUCAUCGGCUUCGCCCCUUCACGCUCUUUAGACCCGUACUACCCAGGAGGAUGGAACGACCCACUCGAGGAAGGGGUGCGGGAAGGCAAACUAACAAAGCCUUACCUUACCGCUACGCUGGUGGAAGCGGAGCGUCGUACUGGCCUCGGUGGGGGAGGACGCUACACCUUUGGCAGUCUGGACAGUGCAGCUGCAAGGACAGAGCCGACGUGGCUCAAUGCCACCAGCUCCAACUACUGGGGCAUCUCCUACGACUCGAUUCGCAUUGGCUCAACGGACGUGGACGACCCAGCGGACAAGUACCACCGCAUGAUCGUUGACACUGGAACCGCUCUCGUCUUGUUCAGCGAGACGAUCACGGACAAGAUCAACGCGCAGAUUGCAAAUAGUGUCAAGCUACAAGAUGAAGGCGGCGAAGAAGGGGCGGGAAGCACGAGCAAUCCAUGGCUGGUCCCUUGUCGUACGGGCUUGCCGGAGUACGAGGCCCGUCUGUCGGCCGACAAGCGCAACAAGCCCUUUAGCAUCACACUCGGCGGGCAGGAGUUCACCGUACCCGUGAGCAGAUUCGUCUUCUGGCCCUUGGAGCCACGGCCGACCAUGAACGCCACGGUUCCCUUCGAGGACAUGUGCCUCUCGGCCUUCCAGCCCACGAGUGCGCCCUUUGCCGUACUGGGGGACGUCUUCAUUCGAGGGCACGUCGUGACCUUUGAUACGGGA
Molecule: messenger RNA, 1140 nt
Organism: Jaminaea rosea
Lineage: Eukaryota; Fungi; Basidiomycota; Exobasidiomycetes; Microstromatales
Product: acid protease
Exons: 1
Biological process (GO): proteolysis
Molecular function (GO): aspartic-type endopeptidase activity
Source: RefSeq, a predicted model, not a curated record